AUGAGGACCAACUUAAAACCCUAACUAAUAAAUCUCCUGGACGCUGGUACCCUAUGAAGGGGCCAGGGGUGAAAGAAAUGCUUCAAUUCAAACCCUUUUGCUGGCAUUCUGGCUUGUUUGAUAAAUGUGUGCUCCCAUUGCAAAAAAUGCUCAUGAUUGUUCUAAACAUCCUAAGCACAGUGCGCUAACAAUUAAGAAACCAUUAAGCAUAGGUCCCUCCGCGGGGUGAGAAAGGCUCCACAAAUAAAAUAGCCACAAAUGUGCCUAAUAGAAAAUACUUUAGAUAGAGAUUAGCUGGUGACAUCUUGCAGGUAGUUACCUUUUAGACUAAGAGCCUGUUUUGUGCUAUAUUUGCCGUUUUUGCAAUCCUUCGCAUUUCUGUUCCGUAAAAAUGUGAUCCUAUCUGGUUCCCAUAGAGAUGACGCCUAUCGAAAAGAAAACAGACUAACCACAAGAGAAAUAGGGUCAGCUACUGAGGCUGCUUAAGUCACACCUGGAGCAAGCCAUAAAAUGUUAACAGGCCUGAAGGCCAAAUGAUAAAAAGACUCUUGUAAACGAUAAGUAUGUGGAUGACAUCCUGUUUCUGUUGAAGGUCAAGUUGCUGUGAUGUUUUGAGCUGAUCCUUGUGUAAGCAAUAUGCACUUCCCCCUAAAAAGUGUUGUAGAGGGUAUAAAGGGGGAGUGCAAAAAUGAACUUCAGACUUAGCCCCGAGCUUUGUCUCACUGUGUCUUUUCUCGCCAACGCCGUUCAUCCUGAGGGUUCCCCUGGAUCCUGCUGGGGCUGGACCCCGGCAAGUGGCGCCACGAACAGGGACCCAAAGGUGCUGGCCCAGGUCACCAGGAAAGCAUGACCGUGAUCACGGAGCUGCACAAGGAGGUCCUCCAGGACAUGGCCCCCCCUGAGAAGCACCUGCUGUGACACCAGCCCGCCAACACCCAGAUGGGCCUGAUAAACAAAAACACAUUCUGCACCACGCUGCAGCCCUGGCUCUUCACGAUGGACCUCAACGUGGUGGAGCACAAGAUCGCAGUCUUAAAUGCGCUUGCGGCCUGCAAUUAUCUUCCUCAGCCCAGAAAAAAGAUCGUUGCUGCGCUCUUCAAAGCCCUGAAUUCAACCAAUAGCGAGCUCCAGGAGGCCGGAAAAGCCUGCAUGAAAAAGUUUUUAAAAGGCGCUACCAUAAAAGUAGACCAGAUCCACACUCACGUGUGCCCGCUGUUGAUGAUGCUGGGAGACUAUCGGAGCCUGACGCUCAACGUCGUCAAUCGUCUGAGCUCUCAAUAUAAUAUUUGUUCCUUUGUGGUGCUGCGACGCCCAACUUACCUUAUGGUGCCCGUCUCAGUGAGUACCUAUUGGUAUGACAUUUAUGGUAUAGUCGUUCUGCAACAACUGCAAGAUUUCAUGCGAUCCCGACGGUUUUUAGGACUACUUAUCUUAGGGAUUUCAGCCUUAAUAACAGCAAUUACCUCUGUCACUGUGGCAGCGAUAUCAUUGACUCACCAGGUACGUACUACUCAAUAUGUCAAUGAUAUGUCAAAAGAUGUUUCUUUAGGUCUAGCUACACAAGAGAUUAUAGAUAAAAAAUUAAAAGUAGACGCCCUAAAAAAAGCAGUCAUGCAUAUUGGAACUAAAUUACAGGCCUUAAAAGUAAAGUUACGCUGUCACGCUGACUACCGGUGGAUUUGUGUAACACCCUUAAAGGUUAAUGAGACUGAUUACAAUUGGGAAAAAACUAAAAAUCAUAUUUCAGGGGUAUGGAAUAGCUCUAGCAUAAGUUUAGAUUUAGACAGACUGCAUGGACAGAUUAGAACAACGGAGCAUUCCCGAUUAGAUGUUCCUGCCGCUGGAGCUGCCAGUGACUUCUCCAACUUUAUCUCCGCCGAAAGUAUUUUGUCCACUGUUCUCAGUUACAUCGCUGUAAUAGCGCUGAUUCUUAUUAUUAUUGUUGUCCUCCCUUGUAUCGUCAGAGCUCUUCGGCAGAGCACUCGGAAGCUUGCAACUGAAAUUAAUCUGGCUGUUUUAAAAAAUAAAAAAGGGGGAGAUGCCGGGAGCCAUUAUGGGAGAGCCCACCCAUGACGAGGUCAUGAGGAGAAGACCUGACACGCAAGGCCGUUCAGGACACAAGGGACCCUCCUGGUUGGCCCCGGCCUCUAGCCCACCCUUCAUCCUCCCCCCUUUUCUGCUGUUGUUCCUGUUCGCCCUGCUGCAGAUUCUUGUGUUGCCUGCCGAGAGCUCUCCUGCUCCUCUUUCACUGAAUGAGGACCAACCUAAAACCCUAACUAAUAGAUCUCCUGGACGCUGGUACCCUAUGAAGGGGCCAGGGGUGAAAGAAAUGCAAUUCAAACCCUUUUGCUGGCAUUCUGGCUUGUUUGAUAAAUGUGUGCUCCCAUUGCAAAAAAUGCUCAUGAUUGUUUUAAACAUCCUAAGCACAGUAUGCUAACAAAAGAAACCAUUAAGCAUAGGUCCCUCCGCGGGGUGAGAAAGGCUCUACAAAUAAAAUAGCCACAAAUGUGCCUAAUAGAAAAUACUUUAGAUAGAGAUUAGCUGGUGACAUCUUGCAGGUAGUUACCUUUUAGACUAAGAGCCUGUUUUGUGCUAUAUCUGCUGUUUUUGUAAUCCUUCGCAUUUCUGUU
This is a messenger RNA of Dama dama (fallow deer), 2630 nucleotides long. RefSeq names its product endogenous retrovirus group K member 7 Env polyprotein-like. The record is from RefSeq and is a predicted model, not a curated record. The coding region runs from base 940 to 2073 and encodes 377 amino acids. Lineage: Eukaryota; Metazoa; Chordata; Mammalia; Artiodactyla; Cervidae. Gene Ontology annotation, molecular function: structural molecule activity. The transcript has 2 exons.